AUGCAGGCUACUCUUACUCCGGGCCAGCAGCAGCAUAUGCUUACAAGUCCUGGGACCUCUCUCAAGCGUAAAUACCCUCUAAUUAUCCAAGAGAUGUUUGCUGAUACCUCUAGUAAACGAAUCCUCAUCCUCGGCCCCUCCCACCACGUUUAUCUUGCUAGCUGUGCUCUUCCCCCAGCUACCACUACUACGUAUGCGACUCCUCUCGGUCCGCUCACACUAGACUCAGCUACUAUUUCAUCUCUGCGAGCAACGGGCAAGUUCCAGACCAUGACGAUGGCAGUCGAUGAGGCAGAGCACUCCCUCGAAAUGCACCUGCCGUAUGUUUACAAGAUGCUUGAGCUUGCGGGGAAGACAGGAACACCGAUUAUACCCAUUAUGGUAGGAUCUGUGGGCGCAGCAGUCGAGAAAGAGUUCGGGGAGUUACUUGCAAAUUUGAUUGGUGCGGAGGACGUAGCUGUAGUUAUCAGUACAGACUUCUGCCACUGGGGAACUCGCUUCGACUUUACCCACUACUACCCUGAUCUUCCCGAAGUUCCUGGUCCCAUACCGUGCUCCCAUCCUUUGCCUGACCCUUCUUCUGUGAAACCUUCCACAUACCCCCCGCAUCAGAAACUAUCUUCUCGGGUCACACCACCAGCUGAUGGGCCGCCAAUUUAUGAGAGUAUCACAGCACUCGAUAAGCAAGGCAUGUCUGCUGUGUCCACAGGCAGUCAUGAUGUCUUUGUGGAGUACCUACGGAAGACAAAGAACACCAUCUGCGGGCGCCAUCCAAUCGGAGUCGUCAUGGCAGGAAUUGAGAGUAUACUUGAAGAAACAGACGCGGACGAAACCCAAGGAAGGUUCCGGUGGGUGAGGUACGAGCACAGCAGCGAAGUGGAAGACGUCAGAGACAGCAGCGUCAGUUACGCUAGUGCUUUCUGCAUACUUUGA
This is a messenger RNA of Morchella sextelata, 933 nucleotides long. RefSeq lists its product as uncharacterized. NCBI's taxonomy places the organism in Eukaryota, Fungi, Ascomycota, Pezizomycetes, Pezizales, Morchellaceae. The coding region runs from base 1 to 933 and encodes 310 amino acids. The transcript has 2 exons. The record is from RefSeq and is a predicted model, not a curated record.